Leptinotarsa decemlineata (Colorado potato beetle) is the source of this 1331-nucleotide messenger RNA. RefSeq names its product sorbitol dehydrogenase. Gene Ontology annotation, molecular function: zinc ion binding; L-iditol 2-dehydrogenase (NAD+) activity. Gene Ontology annotation, biological process: D-sorbitol catabolic process. NCBI's taxonomy places the organism in Eukaryota, Metazoa, Arthropoda, Insecta, Coleoptera, Chrysomelidae. The record is from RefSeq and is a predicted model, not a curated record.
UACUAAGUGUCAAUAAUGAAGUGUAUUGCAAGCAUUGAAAUGUCAAAUUGACUCAAAUAAUAUUUUUGGGUUACAAGCAAAAUUCCAGUUAACAUACCACAUCUUCUAUGGUGAUACUCUAAGUAUAUAUUAGAAAAACUGACGAAAUGACUACCGGGGAUAAUCUCACCGCUGUUCUAUAUAAAAUCAACGACAUACGAUUAGAGCAAAGACCCAUACCCGAACCAAAGUGCAAUCAAGUCCUUCUACAGAUGGAAGUUGUCGGGAUAUGUGGCUCCGACGUGCAUUACUACGAACACGGUAAAGUCGGACCCUUCGUCGUAGAGAACCCCAUGGUGAUCGGCCACGAAGCUUCCGGAACCGUAGUUAAAUGUGGCGAGAACGUGAAGACUCUCAAACCAGGAGACAGAGUCGCUAUAGAACCCGGUGUCCCCUGCCGCCAGUGUUAUCUCUGCAAAAUUGGAAAGUACCAUCUAUGCCCUGACAUGACAUUCUGCGCCACUCCCCCAAUUGACGGAAACCUCAGCAGGUUUUACUGCCAGGAUGAAGACUUUUGUUUCAAACUCCCUUGCAAUAUGGAUUUGGAAGAAGGCACGCUCAUGGAGCCUCUUGCGGUGGGCGUACACGCUUGUAAGCAGGCUGAGGUGAAGAUAGGUGAUGUGUGCUUGAUUUUUGGGUCGGGGCCCAUUGGGCUCUCGACUCUAGUGACAGCCAAAGCUAUGGGAGCCUCCAAAGUCAUGAUUCUAGAUGUUCGCGAGGAAAGACUGCAGCUGGCCAAGCAGAUGGGAGCUGACUCUACGCUCAAAGUGGACACCGGCAUGUCCGAGGAUUCCAUCAGCGAUAAAAUCAAGCAAUGCCUUGGUGAUGAACCUCACGCUUGCUUCGACUGUACUGGCAAUCAAAUGUGUUGCCGCAUCGCGCUAAAUGUUGCUAGAGCUGGCGGUGUAGUAGUUAUUGUCGGUAUGGGCGAGACGGAAAUGACUCUACCACUAACAGCAGCGAUGUUCAAAGAGGUUAAGCUCAAGGGAUCUUUCAGGUACGCGAACGACUAUCAGCAAGCGAUAGAGAUGGUGAGAACAGGCAGGGUGAAUGUGAAACCGCUUAUCACACAUCAUUUUCGGUUGGAAGAUACCGUGAAAGCGUUUGAAACUGCCAGAGAUCGCAUCGGAAACCCUGUUAAAAUCAUGAUUCACGCAAAUCCGAAGUGGACUCAAUAGAAGAGGAUAUACUUUUGAGUGUAUCUGUUUUUCACACAGUGGAAGAAAAUUGAAAUAUUCUGAAUGUGAAUUUAUUUUGAAAUGUAGAUUAACUUAUUAUAUACUUUUUGGGGA